AGGGUACGUAACCCAAGCUUACAAUACACAUCCUCCUCAUCUCUCUCUCUCUUCAGUCUUCACUCAUCUCCGCCACCGGCCACCACCAUGGGAAGAACACCAUGUUGUUCAAAGGUGGGUUUACACAGAGGUGCAUGGUCCUCUGAGGAAGACAAACUCCUCAUCAAUCACAUUCAAACUCAUGGUGAAGGUCAAUGGCGAUCAUUACCUUCUAAAGCUGGGUUACUUAGAUGCGGAAAGAGUUGUAGGUUGCGAUGGAUGAAUUAUCUUCGUCCGGGUAUCAAGAGAGGAAACUUCACCUCCGAAGAGAACGACAUCAUAAUCCGGCUACGGUCCGUACAUGGUAACCGCUGGUCCCUCAUCGCCACCGAGCUUCCUGGUCGAACCGAUAACGAAAUCAAGAACCACUGGAACGCUCACCUCCGGAAAGGGAUUGAAACCACGGGCACCCACCACAACAAACCAUCAAAAACCAAAAAUGUGAAAAAGAAGAAAAAAAUGGACGAUCAGAAGAAAACAGAAACCACAAGUCAAGAAAAGUCAACAAAAGUCAAAGUUCAUGAUUCUGAUCCUACUUCUUCCUCUUCGGUGUCAUCUUCAACCUCAAGCAAGAAUGAGAGUGGUGCAUCAUCUACUUGUACAUUUGACUUUGAAGAUGCUGACUUUGACUUUGCAUGGUCAAACUGGACGCAAUUUUUGGAGGUAGAAGGUACAAGCACAAUGAUCAACGGUCAGGAAGAUGAGUGUUUCCUAAUGGACGAUGGAAAUAUAAUUAUUGCAAAAGAUGAUGAAAGUUUGAUGUUUGAGAGUCUUUAUGAUGAAUAUCUUAAUCUUCUCAAUAAUCAAGAGGAUGUGGAUGAGGGUAACUAAGUAAUUAAAAUAAUUAGUGAGUUUUAACUUUUA
This is a messenger RNA of Helianthus annuus (common sunflower), 903 nucleotides long. RefSeq names its product myb-related protein 308. The record is from RefSeq and is a predicted model, not a curated record. Lineage: Eukaryota; Viridiplantae; Streptophyta; Magnoliopsida; Asterales; Asteraceae. Bases 88 to 870 code for a protein of 260 amino acids. The transcript is spliced from 2 exons.